Molecule: messenger RNA, 413 nt
Organism: Halteromyces radiatus
Lineage: Eukaryota; Fungi; Mucoromycota; Mucoromycetes; Mucorales; Cunninghamellaceae
Exons: 3
Coding region: 77-319 (80 amino acids)
Cellular component (GO): membrane
Source: RefSeq, a predicted model, not a curated record
UCUUUUUCUUUCCGUUCUUCCCACCGUUUCUUUUCUUUUCUUUUUUUUUCUAUUACUUCUUUUUAUCAUUUCAAUUAUGAUUGGUGAUUGUUGUCUUAUUUUGAUUAUCUUAUUGUUACCUCCUUUGGGUGUAUUCUUUAUGAAAGGAUGCAAAGCUGACUUUUGGAUCAACUUAUGUUUAACUAUUCUCGGUUAUAUUCCAGGCCACAUCCAUGCUUUCUACGUGUUGGUCAAAGAACGUGAAAGACGUCAACACGUUACUUAUACAGUCGUCAACAAUCCUCCACCAGGUCAAUAUGGUGCGGUACCUCCUGCUUAGUUAGAUUUAUGAUGAUCCAUAUAUUUAUUUAUAUAUAUAUAUCCUCUUUUUGUAUUCUCAUAAUUGAAAUAAAUGAAAACGUGUUUAUCCUUUG